AUGGAGGUAUGUGGCAAAUCCAUCGUAGCAGGGGCUGGGAAUAUUAUUUAUCUGUCAACUAUUUUAGGCCGAGAUGGGCCUAUUCCAGUCCACAAAUGCGAUCGGAAAUGCCAAAACGAACAUGUGUGUGGAAACAUGUACCUUUGUAAACUGACAGGACUGACACACAUCUGUGACAAGAAUUGUAACCAGAGGAUUUUGUAUGAUAACCAUAGUUCACUUUGCCUAGCAAGCGGCAAGAUUUUCCCUCUUACACCAACUGAGGAACAGGCUGUGAGAGGCGUCCGUAGGAAGCUUGAUGCUGAAAGUUCUUCCUCCGAAAGCUGUGCUUUUAAGCGCAGGCGUGAUGCACAGUUUCAUCCUUCUCCAUUUGAGAGAUCCUUCUCUGCUGUCAGUCCUAUCUGCAGCCAAGUUGGAGACGGGAUGGACAUGAGCUAGAUUAUCAAUAAUUGUCUUUAUGCUAUGUUGCUUCUGCAACAUUUUCUCCUUUCCUUGAACUUAUGUCGAAGAACUUAAUGCGGAUACUCAAAAAUGGCAGGCUUGAUAUGUCCUGCCUUUUGUAGGAGCACCUUAUUUCUACUGUUGUUUAAUGCAAACUUGGCUAACUAUUUCUAGAUAAAUUUUCUUUCUCUAGUCCGGCGUUGAUGCCAAUAUUGUAGUUGAACUCUGUCACUCAUUGUAUAACAGUUUCUGAGCUGUAACUAUCCCGUGGUGCUUCUGGUCAAUGCGCUGGUCGUUGCACCAUUAUUUUCCUU
This is a messenger RNA of Syzygium oleosum, 755 nucleotides long. RefSeq lists its product as uncharacterized. The record is from RefSeq and is a predicted model, not a curated record. The coding region runs from base 1 to 438 and encodes 145 amino acids. NCBI's taxonomy places the organism in Eukaryota, Viridiplantae, Streptophyta, Magnoliopsida, Myrtales, Myrtaceae. The transcript has a single exon.